CUGUUAGUUAGCAUUUUAUCCACGUGGAUUUUACUUGUCGUUCUGAAAAGUGUGAGGCCCGUGAGGGCAGGAAUUGUGUAUUUUAUCUCUGUGUUCUUUCACCCAGCACAAGAUCUGUUUCACAGUACAUGCUACAUUCACAGUAAGUGACUGAUAACUAAGGGAACAAAUGCUUCCUCUUCCUCGAGAUCUGGUCCCUUUCUUUCCCAGACAGCGCUGUGUGAAAAGAAUAAGGGCAGAUCCUUGCUAUCUGGACACUUCUCUUCUCCAAGAAACACGUACUUAAUUUAGGAAGCCUAUAUUUCAGUAGGAAUUUUAACAAGUGCUGGAUAUACAGUGGAAAGCUAACAUACAUUUCCACGUUGGUGGGAGCUUAUAGUCUAUAAAGGUUUCAUAUGUGUGUGUAUAUGUAUGUGUGUGUGUGUAUAUAUAUGUAUUUUUAUAUAUAUAGUAUCCCCGUUUUCAGGACAAAAACCUGUAUGAGUCCGGGUUCUCCCAGUCUAUAUAUGUGUAUAUAUAUAUAUAUGUAUGUGUAUAUAUAUAUAUAUAUAUACACACACACAUAUAUUUAAUUUUUAUUAUAAGGAAUUGGUUUACAUGAUUAUGGAGGCUGAGAAACCCCAACCUCAACAGUCAACGAGCUCUAGACACUCGGGAGAGCUGAUAGUGUAAAUUCCAGUCUGAGUCCAAGUCUGAAAGCAGGAGAAGACCAGGGUCCCAGCUCAGAGGCCAUCGGGCAGGAGGAAUUCUUUCCUACUCAGUAGUGAGUCAGCCUUAUUGUUCUAUUCAGGCCUUCAGAAGGAUGAGACCUGUCCACACUGGGGAGGACAAUCUGCUUUACUCUACCAAUUAAAAUGUUAAUCUCAUCCAGAAACACCCUUAUAGAGACACCCAGAGUAAUGUGUGACCAGAUAUCUGGGCACCCGUGGACCAGUCAAAUUCACACACAAUUGACCAUCACAAGGGUAGACUAUCUUAAAUGAGGCAGGAUAGUGGGUGUUUGUGUGUGCUGACUGUAGAAUCCAGGAGUGAGUCCUGCUCCAUCACUUGUAGACUGAGAUCCUGGAAGUUAGUGAACUUGUCCAUGUCUCAGUUUAUUUAUCAUGAAUGUCUGGUUAACAAGAACCCCAUCUCCUGGGGGUGGGUGUGAAAACUGCUUGAAUUAAUACUGAGAACCAUUGGAUUUUAAGUAUUUCACAUAGCUAUUAUUAUUAAAUUAACAUCAAAACAGUCACAUGAAUAUUUUUACACACUCUUCACACAGGAUAUGGUACGAGUGGCUCUAGAUUUGAGCUUCCUGUUUAUAGCUGAGCCUCUGAUCUGCCUCCCCGAGGCUUCACUCCAGUCGCUUGAUUCUGUGGGGAGUCACACAUUUCCAGACACGUCUCUGGUUCUUUUACAAACAGCUCACCUUGUCCAUUAUGGAUGGGUUUUAUGUGCUUAACUCUUAUAGGAUGAUUCUUUUUCUUUAGUUCUUGGGGGUUAUCUCAUUGUUCCUAUGUGUAAAGACAAUACCGUAGAAGCAGCAUAAACCAGAUGUCAUAGAAAUUCAUGAGAGGAAAAGUCGUUGCUGGCUAGCAUGACCAGGGUGACCUGUCUGUGGAUGCCUAGGAGCUUAGUGAUCUGACCUGGAACUGGCUGUCAGAGGAAUGCCCAAAGGAUAUUUUAAUGAAGCUCAUUUAGACAGAGGACUCUUAAGAAAGUUUAGUCUGGAGUUACAUAGCAAUGAAGACUCUUUUUGAAGUUAGUGAUCCUUUUUAUAUGAAGUCAUACUCUUAGUUCUGUAGGAUGUAACUCUUUCCCAAGGUGCAUGUUUCUUGGCCCACAAGCGUUUGUUGCUGUCUACCAUGAAAAGGAUGCUAAGUGCUAGUUUCUGCUGCUAAGUUCUUCAGUUAAAAAAUGAAAAACCUCUUUUUUAAGACUUUCUAAAAACUCACCUUCUCUAAAAUCUUGCGGCCUGGUUCUUAAACUUUAUAGAAGAACCUAGGUCUUUGAGGCUGACAUACAUUAGAUAUGAAAAAAUAUGAGAUACAAGUGUUGCUGUAAACAAACUAACAAGUUAAAACUUUAAAACACUACCAAUUUAUUCUGGUUAAAUCAUUUUAAAUCAAUUUAAAAUUAAUUAACUAUGGAUUUUAAAAAGAAGAAGGAAAGGUAAGGCACAAAAUUCAGUCUUUCAAGUCUGGGGUGUACCACUUCCUAAAUUUUAUCAGCCUCCCUCAGUAUCACUUUAUUUCCUCCUGAAAUCUGGAUACAAUAUAUACUUCACAAGGUGUAUGGAGAACUUCUGAGGAAUAAAAAAUAUAGUAUAUAAAUGACUUGCCUAAUAGUAGGAAACACAGUGAGUACUUUUAAAAGUGUUUCAUUUAUCUAUUUAUUUGUAAAAACCUUUAUGUGGUAGUUAUAAGGUCUAACAUUAUACUAUAUUUGUAAACAUUUUACAGAAAAUUACUGUAGCUUUGAAUAAUUUACUCUCUAAGUCAAAGUCAAGAGAUACUGCAAGUCAGUUUUAUGUCAGUAAUCUGAAGGGAGUAUGUAAUCUAGACUUGGUGAUUAUGUUACAAAAUUAAAAUGAGGAAACUGAGUGAGAAAAUUUCUCAGGUUCCUCAAGUCUUUAAAAUUCAGAGCGUGAUUCACAGACCUGGGUUGUAUUAAGAGUUUCAAACAUUUGACCUUAAUACAGCUUUGUCUGCGGUUUUAGGAAUGACCACUAGAGGGCAGGAGACCCAAACUGAAGUCUGCACGCAGUUCACCACAACUGGAGAAUGUUAUUAGAAGAAAUAUUCUCAACCAAAAGGUCACAAUUUUUUAUCAUACAAUUAUUUUUCCCCAGUUGUAUUCCCUAAAUAAAUAAACCCAUCUGUACAGAGUCACAAAAUAUUUCCCAAGCUCGGGUGAAGCACAUUCUAAAUAGUAAUCUACUUGAUUUAUAAUUUGUGAGUUUUCUCUGUAUCUGUCUCUAAAUAAUCAAUAAUAAAAUAAUUAUUUCUAAAAUGACUUUCUAUAAAAAAUACAUUAGCCCUACAUUUUUGAACUGCUCAAAGAAAUAUAAAAGUGCCUUUUCUCACAUUGCUUCAAUUUAUGAACUAUUUUUGAAAAUUAAAAAAUUAUAUAUAUUGUAAAAAUAAUCCACUAAUAUCCACAGUGUUUUAAAUGAUCUCUUCCUCAUUGCUCCAUUCCAUAGGUAACACUGCUAAGUUUCUCAUACACUCCAAAAAUGUUCUCUGCAUACCAGGCAUAUCGAUGGAUAGAUAGAAGGAGCGUGUGCGUGUGGGCAUGCCCAGAGGAAACGGCUCCACACGGGAGGAGUGGGCAGGGAUCCCCAGGAUCUUAGGGGCUCUCAUUCCCAAAGCAAAGCCUAUGGGAGGAUUGAGCCCUGGCCUAGGAGUACGAAACCGUCCCUUCUCCUCUGGGCUCUGCCCACCUCCUGGGCCCUGGGCCAGUCCCUACCUCUCCUGGCUUCAGUUUCCCAUUUGUCCCAUGGGGGCUGCACAUGGAACUGCAUGAACCUGGCUCAGUGUGGAUGCUGCCCAGGCUCCUGCCCUGUGGGUGAGUGUGGCGGGGUCCUUCCGGGGCACAGGGGCCUCCUGUCCACAGUGACAGACAGCACCCACAAUACACCAAGGGUGCCCAGCUGGUCAGUACCACACGUCCCCACAGGCUGCUGCUCUGGGACCUCUGGGCCACCCCACUCCAGCCAGGAGGGCUGGAGACUUGGGACAUGAGAGUCACAGAAUACCCCCCACUCUACUGUCCUGGCCCCCAGAUUCCACCCCAGGGGUCAGUGCGAUGGAUGGCUGGGUCAGGGGUUCUGGAAGCAGCAGUGGACACAGUCUGGACAGGGAGAAGGUUAGGCCGCUCCUUCCCCCUCCUCCUCUACACCCCCGUCUCCCUGUCUUCUUUGGCAGGACCCUGGGACAUGAGGGCCAGCCUGUCCCUGGCCGCCCUGACUGGUAUGAGCGGUGGCACCACUGCUCAAGGUCACUCAGCUCUGAGUGACCAAGCCUAGCCCAAAUGAAGCUCUGAGAAGUCACGAAAUAAGCUUGCCAUCACAGGGUUGUGAUGUGGCCCCAGGUCAAUCUGACUUCAAAGGCUGUGCUGUGCACAGGAGCCCAGGAAGUGGCUUCUGAGCCCAUCUUUGGAGGUCUGCAGCUGAAUACAGCUCUCGACAUUGUACGGGAGCUGGUGCUGGAGCCAGCGCCACUCUGGAGAUGGCACUGGAGCUGCAAGAGGAGAAAAGAUCAACGUGACUGCCUUCCCAUGUGCCUUUCCAAAGACAGAACACCUCCCAGUGCCUUCUAGAGAAGCUGCAGCCCAGGACCCCACAAGAGGACGUCUUCCCAGACUGCAGGCCACCUGAUGGGUGGUCUGAGGCCAGUGUUUGCUCCUGGCCCUACACCAGCCCCUGGGGGCUCGCCCUUCAGUGGUCCAGUAGGGAUCCCUCCUCAUAUGCUCACAUGCACCCGUCCCUCGCCUCCUCACCCUUGGGCUCUGCCUCACUGGGCUCCUGGUCAUCCAGCUGGGUCAGGAGAAGGUGGGCACGGUGCUCCAGGUUCAAGCCAGGCAUGUUGAGCUGCACAUAAGCCACAAACUGCUUUAGGGCAGUCAAACGCACAGGCUGACAAAAAUCCUCUGGAUGCUGAUCCAGCCAGGUGCCCAGGAAGGAGCGGACCGUGUUGGAGGUAGGCAGGUGGGCAGCAGAGUCAGAGGCCUGGCCUUUCCUGCUCACACACCUGCAGCACCUGGGCUCUUGUGCCAGCUCCUGCCCAUCCAGAGGCCAGCCCCACUCCAGUGCACCCCCAUUUGGCUGUCCAGGCAGGGGCUACAAAGAGUGUCUACUGCAGGAGCCCAGAUCAAGGGUCUGACCCCUGUCCCCUUCCUCAGGGAAGCCUGACACACGUCUCUGUCCCUUUCCUCACAGGAAGGCAAAUUCCACAAAGGCAGGCAGGGGCUGUACCUGCUCCAUUCAUUGCACUGGCUGGUACACAGUAGGUGCUGCAGAAAUAUCUGAAGGAGGAGGGAACAUGCAGAGUGUGUCCUGCCCAGCCUUCACGGGCCAGCAUGGCACCUCAACCUGCAGCUCGUGCACCAACAUGCUCCCUUAUUCUCUGUGGCUAUGUGUGGGGCUCGUCUUCCCACCAACACUAUUCUCGGGAAUGGCAGGCACAGCCAGCCCCAGCCCCAGGUGCAGCUGGGCUCAGGGGACGGAGGUGCAAGGCCGAUGUGUGAGCAGGGUGCUCCCCACACAUCCUGUCCUGGGCCCCAGGAUCAGGGCAGAGGGCGAGCAGGGCUGGGAGGGGCUGUGGUGGGGAUAGAUUCUCUCAGGGGCCAGCUCUGAGCCCCCAGCCUCCCCUCUGCUCCCUGAGGCAGCUCUCUGACUCCUCUCCUGCAGGAGCAGACCCAGACCUGGGCCCUCUAGUGGGAAUCAAAGCAGGUAUGGAAGCCAGGGUCUGCCCAGGACCCCAGCCUCAGCCCUCAAAUGUCCCCCACUGUGGAGACAGGAGCCCGCUCUCUUGACCCAGAGCCCACUCACUUCUUUAGUAGUUCCUGGGAUCUGUCAUCCUUCUGACCAUGAGGGCAGAGCAAUCCAUAUCUCAAAGAGGCCAGCAGGGCGUCAUAUUGAACAUCCUGUGUCUUCUGCCUGCUCUGAUGUCUGGUGGGACUGGCUGACUCCCCGAGUUGAAUGGAAGCCCCAGAGGGCAGGGAGCUUUGUCUGCUCCGAUCAUUAAACUAGGCUAAGUGCCUAGAAAAGUACCUGUACCUACUGUGUGCACUUAAUAGAUAUACUGUUGACAGAAUGAACCUUCUCAGACAUCUGAGUGUACCUGGGGCCCCUCAGCCAGCCCCCAGGGAUUCCUGCUCUGGCUACACCCAGGAUGGGCUCCCCCACACAGAAUGUGAAACCUCCUUUACAAAUGGGAAACAGCUUUGCUGAAGGCCACGCGAUAGGUGAGGCUUGAGGCAGAGAGCUUCCUCACGGGGGAGAGGAAAAUCAUAAAUAAGGACAACCACAGCCCUUGGCAUCCCUUCCCACAGGGCCAGGCCCAGGGGCAGCACUGUCCAGGGCAUAUCCCAUUCACUUCUGGCAACAACCUAUGAGUUUGGUCCUCUUAGCAGCCCAGUUUUCACAUGAGCAAACUGAGGAUCAGAGAGGGGAAGUGACAAUCCCAAGACACACAGCUAGGAGGUGCCUGAGUGACCACUGUGCUGUAGAGGGGAGAAACACCUACUUUUUGAAGAGCAAACCAUGACGUGUUGGGUGCUGGCGAGGUUGCAGUAGGUGGACGGGCAGGUGAGGACACAGGCGCUUCUGCUCUGGAGGGCAGGCACCUGGUGCUCCACCAGCUUCUCCAGCCGGCCUGCCUUCAUGGUCUCCAGCCUGCAAGUCUCACCCAGGUUCAGGACUGACUGAUUCUGAUGCUGAGGCAGGACGAAGGAGGGACGGGCCAACAAUAUGAACAGUAGCAAAAUGCAAAAAUACCCAUGGCCGUAACGUGAAGAGAAAGCAGUAUAUAGAGAAUUUUCUCAGAUAUUUCCACACGUGCAUUAAAGUAAUUUUGCAAGUGGCCGGGGGUAGGGGCUGAUGGAUGGAGGCAGAGGAAGGGAGCAGCCCCCACUCCUUGGGAUUGGGAUGUGCCCACUCAAGGGCAAAGCCCUGUGUUUGUAAUCCCCAACCACCUGAUCCCACACGGGGUGGGAGUGCCUCAUGUUCCCCUGCAACACACACACACACACACACACACGGCCUCCCAGUCUCCCUGUCUGCACCACGGGGACCAUUCUAGCAUUUACUUCCUAAGGAUGUCAUCAGGCAUAUGAGAGAGAAGACCUAUGAAACUCGUAGGGUGAUAUAUAUGGUUAAUACACAAACUUAGAGAUGGGAGAACGACAAAAAGGAGGGGGACGUAGCACAGGAUACAACUCAAAACAGGCCUGGGUUCAUUUCCUAGUCUGUCUAUCCCAUGGGAGGGUUGAAAUGAAAUGAAAUUCAGAUAUUAUCCUCCUCUGGCAUCAAACUUCCAAUGACCUCUCAUAUUCAGAAUCAGGCCCAAGUGACUCAUCUCGGCCUAUGUGGUGGGCAGCCACAAUGGCCCCCAGAGACCUCUGUCUCCUGGUCCACAUGUGCUUGUGUAAUCCCUUCCUUGAGGGUGAAUUCAACUCAGUAACUGGCUUCUAACCAAUAGAAUAUGACAAAAGUAAUGGCUAUCACCUCCAAGAGGAUUUACAGAGUCUGACCUUCUGUCUUGCUUGCUUUCCUGUGCUUAUCCCCCCAGCACCUGGGUUCCCACUGCAAAGAAUCAAUAGAGGGCUCUGAUCAACGAUCAGCUGACUGAAAAGAACUGAGACUGUGGGUCCACAGUAACUCGUCAAUGAGCUCAAAAGCGCAUCCUGCCCCCGUGGAGGCUCAGAUGCUGUGCUCCCCGGGCGUCCUGCUGGGAGACCCGGUGCCCGCCCUGGUCCUGCCUGGGUAGCAACGCCUGGCGUGUGCGCACAUCCACUCCCCGACCUCCGACCUUCCUCCUCCAAGGAUGUGGGCGGGCCCACCGGCAACAGUUAACCGGCGCGUGGGCGCCACCAUCCAAUCCGGGCGUCAGCUGUGGGGGCGUCCCUCAGGAGCCAUGGGGCGGCCACAGAUGUCCUGAAGCAUGGAGACGGUAGAGAAGAUCCCUAUCUUGGGCUUGGGCACCUGGAAGAGAACACCUACUUCGUUUGUUGGAUGUAUUCCUGGGUGCUUGAUGGUCUGUUAUGCUAUUGGAAGUGACACUUCUCUGAAAUUAUGUUUUCAACUUGUUUGCUGUUGGUGCAUAGAAAAACAGUCGUCUUUGGAAGCAUUGCCUCUAGCUCGGUUACUUGCAGGCACGAAAAAUACCUGUGGUGUUUUCCCCAAGAGGCUCCGGGGGACGUGACGAAUGCCGUGAAGGUGGCCAUUGACGCCGGCUACCGACACUUCGACUGCGCCUCCUUCUACCACAACGAGACUGAGAUUGGAGUGGGGAUCCAGCUCAAGGUCAAGGAGGGCGUGGUAAAGCGGGAGGACCUGUUCAUUGUCAGUAAGCUCUGGUGCACCUGCCAUGAGAAGUCCCUGGUGGAAGCAGCAUGCACCCGGAGUCUCAGGGCCUUGAAGCUGAGCUACUUGGACCUCUACCUCAUGCACUGGCCCAUGGGUUUCCAGUCUGGGAGAAACGAGUUGCCCUUGGACCAAGAAGGCAUGGUUAUACCCAGCGACACGGACUUCCUGGACACGUGGGAGGCCAUGGAGGAGCUGGUGGAUGCAGGGCUGGUGAGAGCCAUCGGGGUGUCCAACUUCAACCACGAGCAGCUUGAGAGGCUGUUGAACAAACCCAACCUGAGGUUCAAGCCGGUGAACAACCAGAUCGAGUGCCACCCGUAUCUUACACAGAAGAAUCUCAUCAGUUUUUGCCAAUCCAGAGGUGUGUCCGUGACGGCUUACCUGCCCCUCGGUGGCUCCAGAAGGAUGCAGACGUGUUUGAUCUCACAGCGCCUGCCCUGUGCUCUUGGCUCUAGUGAGGGGGUGCACCUGCUGGAGGACCCUGUGAUUCAGAGGAUCGCAGAGAAGCACAGCAAGUCUUCAGCUCAGAUUUUGAUCCGGUUUCACAUCCAGAGGCACGUGAUAGUGAUUCCCAAGUCUGUCACCCAGACUUGGAUUCUUGAGAAUUUCCAGGUGUUUGACUUCGAAUUAUCAGAAGAGGAUAUGAAUGACAUGUUAGGCCUGGACAGGAAUCUCCGACUGGCGACGUUCCCCAUAGCUGGAAAUCACAAGGACUAUCCCUUCAACAUCGAGUACUGAGGGUGGCCCCCCUUGUCCUCCUCCUGCUCGGCCUAGGCCAACCCGCCCGUGUCCCAACCCCGUGUCCGUCCACCUUGGCACAGGGCCUGUGUCCCCGAGGCAGAGAAAGCCUUGGCCAGGGACGAGAGGGGCAGAGGUUGAUUCAGGUGGAUUCCCGGCUGGAAGAGAAGCCGAGUCCCCUGAGAAAUCCAAAGACUGGAGUGUGGUCUGUGACUGAGGGAGGACGUGUCCCUUGCGAGAGAAGUGACCCCUCUCCGUGGAGGACCCACACAGGCGUUAGGAAUCCUUUGAGCAUGCAGUAUCAUGGGAUUUUUACAAGAUGUACCGUGUGGCCUGAUGCUCAAAAUAAAAGAUAUUUGAUGACUCAUAAA
Messenger RNA from Equus caballus (horse), 9180 nucleotides. The record is from RefSeq and is a predicted model, not a curated record. Lineage: Eukaryota; Metazoa; Chordata; Mammalia; Perissodactyla; Equidae.